AUGAAUCCAAAUCGCCAGCAGCAAACACAGAAUGAUAUGUCAGAGAAUUCUACAAGGGAUAGUAGAAGGCCUCCUCUCCCUCAAUUGUCACCAUCGGAUCCAGUCAAAACGACGUCCUUCAGAAGUCCACUAUUCUUGACCAAAACCAGAGAGAGGAUAUCCGACCCGGUUAUUGCAGCGUUCAUUGCAGGAGGCGUGGCUGGUGCUGUCUCCAGAACAAUUGUGUCACCUCUCGAACGCCUCAAGAUCUUGCUCCAAAUCCAGACAGUUGGUAGAGAAGAAUAUAAGCUAUCUAUAUCGAAAGCCCUCUUGAAAAUAGGAAAAGAGGAGGGUUGGAGGGGAUUCUUGCGCGGCAAUGGUACAAAUUGCAUCCGCAUAAUACCUUAUUCAGCUGUCCAAUUCGGGAGCUAUAACUUUUACAAGAAGUUCGCAGAACCCUCUCCGAAUGCUGAGUUGUCACCAUUUCGUCGUUUGAUAUGUGGAGGAGCCGCUGGAAUUACUUCGGUCACCAUUACUUACCCUCUUGAUAUUGUCCGAACCCGACUUUCCAUCCAGUCCGCCUCUUUCGCAGCACUCGGUCAAAGAGGCUCUUUUGAAAAACUACCUGGAAUGUUUACAACUAUGGUUCUUAUAUACAAGAACGAGGGUGGACUCGUUGCUCUAUACCGUGGCAUCGUCCCUACAAUCGCUGGCGUCGCUCCAUACGUGGGUCUAAAUUUCAUGACAUAUGAAUCAGCCCGCAAAUACUUGACACCGGAUGGUGAUAAGACACCAAGCCCGUGGCGGAAGCUCCUUGCAGGUGCUGUCUCUGGGGCCGUAGCUCAAACAUUUACAUAUCCAUUUGAUGUCCUGCGACGUCGGUUUCAGAUCAACACAAUGUCCGGAAUGGGAUAUCAGUAUAAAUCCGUCUGGGAUGCCGUGAGAGUCAUUAUGGCCGAAGAAGGACUGAGAGGAUUCUUCAAAGGGAUCGUGCCUAAUCUCAUGAAAGUUGCUCCGAGUAUGGCCAGUAGUUGGCUCAGUUUUGAGUUAACGAGAGAUUUUCUUGUUGGCCUAAGUGAAGAAAUAUGA
Molecule: messenger RNA, 1068 nt
Organism: Aspergillus clavatus NRRL 1
Lineage: Eukaryota; Fungi; Ascomycota; Eurotiomycetes; Eurotiales; Aspergillaceae
Product: putative mitochondrial carrier protein
Exons: 5
Coding region: 1-1068 (355 amino acids)
Biological process (GO): transmembrane transport
Source: RefSeq, a predicted model, not a curated record